UAAUCGACCUUGUCAUUUAAACUCAUCUCGUCUGUCCUUUCUGUGUAUCGUGGCUUCUCAUUGGCCGUCUGUGGGUCGCUCUCCACAGUGCUGAAAUCGCAACUCGUCGUGAUCAAGUAAACGGCGAUGAGGCAAUACGGAGCGUCGGAAAAUAAACACCAAAAUGGACGAUGAUCUAUUCCAGCUGAGACAGCUACCUGUCGUCCGCUUCCGUCACACGGGGGAGAGCGCACGCUCAGAGGAUGAUGGCGAAAGUCAAGAGCCAUUUGCAGCGGUGCGGGCGGCACAGCCGAAAGAGAUGGAGUCUGUAGCCCUCGCAGAUGGAGCUCCGGUCCCUCGGGAGUUUGCCAACCCAACUGAUGACACAUUCAUGGUCGAGGAUGCUGUUGAAGCCAUCGGCUUUGGGACCUUCCAGUGGAAGCUCUCCAUCCUCACUGGUCUGUCCUGGAUGGCAGACGCAAUGGAGAUGAUGAUUCUAAGCAUCUUAGCUCCACAGCUUCACUGUGAAUGGAGACUACCAAGUCUGGAGGUGGCACUUCUCACAUCGGCGGUGUUUAUUGGGAUGAUGAUCAGCUCCUCGCUUUGGGGAAACAUAUCUGACAAGUACGGACGAAAGACAGGUCUGACGAUGAGUGUGUUGUGGACGAUGUUCUAUGGUCUGAUGAGUGCUUUUGCACCGAUCUAUGCUUGGAUCCUCUUCCUCCGCGCUCUGGUGGGCUUUGGCAUCGGUGGAGCGCCGCAGUCGGUUACAUUGUAUGCUGAAUUCCUUCCCAUGAAGUCCAGAGCAACUUGUAUAUUGCUAAUUGAGAUAUUCUGGGCACUGGGCACAGUGUUUGAGGUCCUUCUUGCUAUUCUAGUGAUGCCUUCUCUGGGCUGGCGUUGGCUCCUCGGCCUCUCUACCAUCCCCCUUUUCAUAUUUGCCAUCCUAUGUUUUUGGCUACCUGAGAGUGCACGAUACGAUGUGUUGACGGGAAAUCAAGAAAAAGCUCUGGCGACGUUGAAGCGGAUUGCCAUGGAGAAUGGUGUACCCAUGCCGCUGGGAAAACUUAUUGCAGCUAAACAAGAGGAUCGUGGGAAGAUUCGUGACUUGUUCUCGUCGCACUUCCGCUGGACAACAGUUCUUUUGUGGUUUAUUUGGUUUGCAAAUGCCUUCUCAUAUUACGGCCUUGUGUUGCUCACCACAGAGCUCUUUCAGGAGGGAGGUGCAUGUGGAAUGUCCAGUGGUAAUAAGAUGGAACUCAGAUGCAGCUUGGAGUGUAAAUAUUUGAACAGUGAUGACUACAAAGACCUGUUGUGGACAACAUUAGCGGAAUUCCCAGGGUUGUUGGUGACUUUGUGGGCGAUCGAUCGCUUAGGUAGAAGGAAGACCAUGGCCUUGUGUUUCCUUGUCUUCUCUCUGUGCAUCAUUCCACUCUAUGGUUGUGUGGGGAGAGCAUCCAUGACAGUGCUGAUAUUCAUUGCCAGAGCUUUCAUCGCAGGAGGAUUCCAGGCUGCCUAUGUGUAUACACCAGAGGUUAACUCCAGUCUUCACAUUGACAGUGCCAUGAAUAGGAUUCGUCCAAUGUCAACAAAACCAAUACGGCUGUCAAAGACAGAGAAAAGUAGUAGGACAUUCACCGUGUUUUCUGAUGUUCUACAGGUCUAUCCAACUGCAACCAGAGCUUUAGGCUUGGGAACAAGCAGUGGAAUGGCGAGAGUUGGUGCACUCAUCACACCUUUUGUUGCACAGGUGUUGUUGGAGUCGUCUGUGUAUUUGGCUCUCUCGGUUUACUGCUGUUGCUGCCUGCUUGCCGCUGUCGCGUCUUGCGCACUGCCAAUUGAGACAACGGGACGAGGCCUGCAGGAAUCCAGCCAGCGUCAGUGGGGCCAGGAGAUGACGGGCCGAGCCUCUUCCUCACAAAACACGGGGCCAAUCUCUCAUUCCAGCUCCGGCUCCCAGGGCUGAGCAAUGUUUGAGAUUAUUACAGUGAAUCGUGAAAGGACAAAAAAAAGCAGAAGUAGCUUUCCGCAAGUCCCAUCUACAGACUACGCGCAAAAGCGACUUCAGAGAGGAAGGCCCUCACAAAAUGUCAUGUCACUGCACAAAAGAGACUUCAUCCACCAUUGCCAUCCCUUUUGCCACUGUAAAGGUACAACAGAAUGGCUGGAAUGCAUGGCAUUCUGGUCUGGCCGAAGAAAGGGUGAAGGCAAGUGGGGUCUGUGAGUCUCAGAAAUGGAGGAAAAAAAGGUCUGAAACCUGCUUUCCGAUGGGCAGAUGAAAAGAGGGGGAACAAGCAAUGGUCUAAGUCCCAAACAGGGGUGCCGCGAGGAGAACGUGAGCACAUUUCCAAGCGACACGUGGAAACAUUUAACAAUUUCCUCAAUCAUCUGGCACAGCUGUGCCUAAAGCACACUGCCUGUGUGCCAACUCUAGUGUCUCAUUAAAGCUAAGAUGACGACCGAAAAUAAAGUAAAACAAACAUUUAAUUCAGUUGUGUAUAAUCUCUUUUUUUUUCAUUCACUGAAAAGUAAAGAAAAUAGCCAAAUAAACAACUCUGUUUACAACAUAAUGAUGAUGCCCAAGUGUAAAUGUGAACACCAAUUUGUUAGUAUUAUUAUUUUUAUUUUUUUAAAGGCAAGACAUUUCCAGUAGGAAUAUUCGUUUAUGCCAUGAUCAAUUUUUGAGAAUGACAAAGGUGAAAUCUGGUGACACUUUCAUCAGAGUAAUGAGUUCAUUAUGUGUGGGUAGUCUGUGACAUUUCUGAAACAAGAAAACAUGCAUUGUACUAGAAAAUACAUGAUUAGAUUGAUAGUAUGGGACAGUAAUGUUUUAUAGUUUCAUCACAUUCUACAAAGCUUAACCAGCCUGAUUAAAAAUAAUAAAAUACUGUGAUGAAAAUACUUAAAAUGUGACUAUUUCAUUUGACUCUAAACAUCAUACUGCAUCUACAAUAUGUACUUAAUGUUUACUUUAGACUGAAGACAGCCAUGUACUUUGGUUUAAUUUAUACCUCUGUGAAUAAUUCAUCAAAUCUGGUUUGUUUGUUUUUUGGAAAGAGGUGAUAUGGAGAAUGGUGUAAUUUUACAUUUAUUCUGUGAGCAAUGCUGCUGGUUGUUACAGUAUUAAUCUAAUAGGCAUAAAUAUCUAAUGUACACUGAA
Hippocampus zosterae (dwarf seahorse) is the source of this 3139-nucleotide messenger RNA. It is a transcript of the gene svopa, whose product is annotated as SV2 related protein a. The transcript is spliced from 15 exons. The record is from RefSeq and is a predicted model, not a curated record. Gene Ontology annotation, molecular function: transmembrane transporter activity. Lineage: Eukaryota; Metazoa; Chordata; Actinopteri; Syngnathiformes; Syngnathidae. Bases 164 to 1945 code for a protein of 593 amino acids. Gene Ontology annotation, cellular component: membrane. Gene Ontology annotation, biological process: transmembrane transport.